AUGUUUCAAAAGGACGUCGCAGGAUCACAAUUGCUCGUGGCGUCAGGUUGGGAUGGAACAUGCCGCGUAUACGAAGUAGGAAAGCUCGGAGAGUUUUCUGAAAAACUCGUUUUCACACACGGAAAGCCUCUACUGACAUGUACAUUUGCUGGUUACAACAAAGUCGCCUUCGCAGGUGUGGAUCACAAUGUGAAACUUGCCGACAUCGAGACUGGAAAUGGAACACAGCUCGGAUCGCAUGCAUUGGCAGUUCGCUGUCUGGAGUUCAACCCCAUUAGCAGUCUCAUCGUCUCUGGUGGAUGGGAUUCUUCCGUGAAACUGUGGGAUGCACGAAGCUAUGGAAAUGGUGCAGUUGAUUCCGUGAAUGUGUCCAGCAGUGUUUACGCCAUGGAUGUUCUCAAGCACAUGGUUCUUGUUGGAACAAAAGAUCGGAAAAUCUACAUGUUCGAUAGUCGCAAACUCAGAGAGCCAGUGCAAGUUCGUGCCAUCGGAAUCAGUGGAGUCUCAAAAAGUUUCAACUGA
Molecule: messenger RNA, 522 nt
Organism: Caenorhabditis briggsae
Lineage: Eukaryota; Metazoa; Nematoda; Chromadorea; Rhabditida; Rhabditidae
Exons: 3
Coding region: 1-522 (173 amino acids)
Biological process (GO): mitotic spindle assembly checkpoint signaling
Cellular component (GO): kinetochore; bub1-bub3 complex; mitotic checkpoint complex
Molecular function (GO): ubiquitin binding
Source: RefSeq, a predicted model, not a curated record